Callithrix jacchus (white-tufted-ear marmoset) is the source of this 2659-nucleotide messenger RNA. RefSeq names its product sodium channel epithelial 1 subunit beta (gene SCNN1B). NCBI's taxonomy places the organism in Eukaryota, Metazoa, Chordata, Mammalia, Primates, Cebidae. Gene Ontology annotation, molecular function: ligand-gated sodium channel activity. Gene Ontology annotation, cellular component: plasma membrane; sodium channel complex. The record is from RefSeq and is a predicted model, not a curated record. Gene Ontology annotation, biological process: sodium ion transmembrane transport.
CGGGACCUUGCAGGUGGCCGGGCCGGUGGCGCCCGGUAAGCUCCGCCCGCGGGCGCUCCCGGGGCUUCCCCGCCCCUGAACUUGCUCGCUCCUCCUCGGUCUCGCCGUGCUUGCCCGGUGUCCCAGUGUCACCCGGUGUCCCAGUGUCACCACCACUCAGCCGCCGUCGCCGCCUGCCCAGCGCGCACUGCUGCCUCCGCCACCGCCGACAGCGCGCAUCCUCCGUGUCCCCACUCCACCGGUCGAGCAGGGACCACCAUGCACGUGAAGAAGUACCUGCUGAAGUGCCUGCAUCGGCUGCAGAAGGGCCCCGGCUACACGUACAAGGAGCUGCUGGUGUGGUACUGUGACAACACCAACACCCACGGCCCCAAGCGCAUCAUCUGCGAGGGGCCCAAGAAGAAGGCCAUGUGGUUCCUGAUCACCCUGCUCUUUGCCGCCCUUGUCUGCUGGCAGUGGGGCAUCUUCAUCAGAACCUACCUGAGCUGGGAAGUCAGCGUCUCCCUCUCCUUAGGCUUCAAGACCAUGGACUUCCCUGCCGUCACCAUCUGCAAUGCCAGCCCCUUCAAGUAUUCCAAAAUCAAGCAUUUGCUGAAGGACCUGGAUGAGCUGAUGGAAGCUGUCCUGGAGAGGAUCCUAGCUCCCGAGCUAAACCACGCCAAUGCCACCAAGGCCCUGAACUCCUCCAUCUGGAACCACACACCCCUGGUCCUUAUUGAUGAGCGGAACCACCACCACCCCGUGGUCCUCGACCUCUUUGGAGAUAGACACAAUGGCUCGUCAAACAGCUCAGCAUCAGAAAAGAUCUGUAAUGCCCAGGGGUGCAAAAUGGCCAUGAGACUAUGUAGCCUCAACGGGACCCAGUGCACCUUCCGAAACUUCACCAGCGCCACCCAGGCAGUGACAGAGUGGUAUGUCCUGCAGGCCACCAACAUCUUUGCACAGGUGCCGCAGGAGGAGCUGGUGGAAAUGAGCUACCCCGGCGAGCAGAUGAUCCUGGCCUGCCUCUUCGGGGCCGAGCCCUGCAACUAUCGGAACUUCACAUCCAUCUUCUACCCUCAUUAUGGUAACUGUUACAUCUUCAACUGGGGCAUGACAGAGAAGGCACUUCCUUCGGCCAACCCUGGAACUGAAUUUGGCCUGAAGUUGAUCCUGGACAUAGGCCAGGAAGACUAUGUUCCCUUCCUCACGUCCACGGCUGGGGUCAGGCUGAUGCUUCAUGAGCAGAGGUCGUACCCCUUCAUCAGAGAUGAGGGCAUCUACGCCAUGUCGGGGACGGAGACGUCCAUCGGGGUACUUGUGGACAAGCUGCAGCGCAUGGGAGAGCCCUACAGCCAGUGCACCGUGAACGGCUCUGAGGUCCCCAUCCCAAACUUCUACAGUGACUACAACACAACCUACUCCAUCCAGGCCUGUCUUCACUCCUGCUUCCAAGACCACAUGAUCCAUCACUGCAGCUGUGGCCACUACCUGUACCCACUGCCCCGUGGGGAGAAAUACUGCAACAACCGGGACUUCCCAGACUGGGCCCAUUGCUACUCAGAUCUGCAGAUGAGCGUGGCACAGAGAGAGACCUGCAUCGGCAUGUGCAAGGAGUCCUGCAAUGACACCCAGUACAAGAUGACCAUCUCCAUGGCCGACUGGCCUUCUGAGGCCUCUGAGGACUGGAUUUUCCAUGUCUUGUCUCAGGAGCGGGACCAAAGCACCAAUAUCACCCUGAGCAGGAAGGGAAUUGUCAAGCUCAACAUCUACUUCCAAGAAUUUAACUAUCGCACCAUUGAAGAAUCAGCAGCCAAUAAUAUCGUCUGGCUGCUCUCGAAUCUGGGUGGCCAGUUUGGCUUCUGGAUGGGGGGUUCUGUGCUGUGCCUCAUCGAGUUUGGGGAGAUCAUCAUCGACUUUGUGUGGAUCACCAUCAUCAAGCUGGUGGCCUUGGCCAAGAGCCUACGGCAGCGGCGAGCCCAAGCCAACUACUCCGGCCCACCGCCCACCGUGGCUGAGCUGGUGGAGGCCCACACCAACUUCAGCUUCCAGCCUGACACAUACCCCCACAGCCCCAACACUGGGUCCUACCCCAAUGAGCAGGCUCUGCCCAUCCCGGGCACCCCGCCCCCCAACUACGACUCCCUGCGUCUGCAGCCACUGGAUGUCAUCGAGUCCGAAAGCGAUGGUGAUGCCAUCUAACCCCGCCCCUGCCUACCCUGGCAGCUCGAACUCACUGAGCAGCCAAGACUGUUGCCCGAGGCCUCGUUGGAUGGUGCCCUCUCCAAAGGGUCAGGAGGGUAGCUGUCCAAGCCAGAGCCUGUGUCCUUCAACAGAGAGGCCCGUUCCUGGCCAAGGGCUCCGUAGGGUCACGGUGCUGGUAGAUGAUGCAGGAACUAAUUGUGUCUUCUUGUGGUUCCUGCCCUCAUCCCUAUCUUGACCCUUACUGGGGCCCGGAGAACCCCCAGAACACUCUCUCCUGGUGGCAGACAACUUCCUUCCCAGUGCCAGUCUCCGUCCACCCCAGAGAGGAACAGGCAGGUGGCCAUGUGGUCUUCUCCUUCCUGGCCUUGGCUGGCUCCCAGGGCAGGGGUGGUGGAGGGAUGGAAGGGCAUCAGCUGCGGGGGCCCUGCCAGGUGACACCUGAUUUACUCUAGGAAAUAAAAGUAGAAAAUACUGA